GCUACUUUUGUUACCCUCUGAACCCUAGCAGCCGCAUCCCCCGAACAACCCACAUCCCAAACCCCUUUCCUCAAAACCCUUGCGACUUCACCAUGUUCUCCCUCCGCCGCCGCCGCCCCCGCCGCCGCACUGGAACAACCAGCCGCUGUGUGGGCUCUGAUCCAUCUCGCCAACAGCCAGGACGUCCCCCACAUCCACCGUCUCAUCCACCGGAUGGCGGCGUUCGAGAAGCUGACCCAUCUCUUCUCCGCCACCGAGUCCUCCCUCUCCUCCAGCCUCUUCCCCCCUCCCCAACCUCCGCCCGUCCUCUCCUUCACCAUGCUUAUCCUCGAGCUCUCCCCGAAUCCCUUCUCCCAAGGCGAUGAAGAGCACAAAGACGCGGCGAACCCCUCUCUCUUCUGCCUGAAUAUUGUGUGGCUGGUGGAGUUGAAGUCCCCUUCUGCAUCCGUGGUCUUGGAGCUCAACAAGAUCUUGAUGGAGUCUUAUGCAUCAAUCAUUUUGGCCAAGUAUGGUGAUGAGCUUUUCAUUCCAACCUAAUUGGACAUAGGAGCAAUUUAAGGAGAUGCUCAACAAAGGGGUGGAGGAGCGCUUGCGGACAGAGACUGUUGAGAUAGAUGCACGAGUUGAGACAGGAGUUGCGGCUCAAAUGAUAGUACAGAUUCCUCAUUUGUUUGAAGCUUGGGCAUGCUCAAGGGGCAUGGAGGUAUCACCUUUAGACUAAUUUUCGUCUCCCUCUUCUGAUGGCAAUGAUCUUCCAGCUGCUGGUUGGCUAGAUAUUUGAUAUUUUAGAUUUAAUAUUUAUAUAUAUAAUAUAUUUUUAUAAGUAUAUAGAGAAUUUUUAUUGUAUGGUAUUUGAUAUAUUUUAAUGUAGUUGAUGGUAAACUUUUGAUUCUGAAUAUGUAAUUGAUUGAAUAUUAAAAGAUGAAUCUUG
Elaeis guineensis (African oil palm) is the source of this 931-nucleotide messenger RNA. RefSeq lists its product as uncharacterized. The record is from RefSeq and is a predicted model, not a curated record. Lineage: Eukaryota; Viridiplantae; Streptophyta; Magnoliopsida; Arecales; Arecaceae.